Molecule: messenger RNA, 4921 nt
Organism: Hyla sarda
Lineage: Eukaryota; Metazoa; Chordata; Amphibia; Anura; Hylidae
Gene: SLC43A2
Product: solute carrier family 43 member 2
Exons: 14
Coding region: 562-2283 (573 amino acids)
Biological process (GO): transmembrane transport; neutral amino acid transport
Molecular function (GO): L-amino acid transmembrane transporter activity; neutral L-amino acid transmembrane transporter activity
Source: RefSeq, a predicted model, not a curated record
GUGUGUCCUUUAUUAUAGGGUGUCAGAUUUCAGCUCCUUGUCUUCUUUGUUGGACAGCUCUUAGUCCUCAGUAGAAUGCAAUGCUUAUGCCAGCCAUAGGUGUGCAGUGUGUAUGGCAGAGUGCCCCAGGCUAUGGCAGUGUGCCCCCACCCCGGAGUUGGGCUCUGACCCCCAUCUCUAUAGACAUCUCCUUCCACUCUCACUUUAUUUCCCUCUCUGAUUACUAUAUGUAUUUGUUCCAUCACUUCUCUCUAUCUAGCCGCCUUCUGAUUGGCUGCAUUCUGUUUCUAGCCCCUGUCAGCCAAUCACAGGCGAGCAAUGUUUUUCUCAGAAGCUCCGCAAUAAAAAGGACCUGAAUAAAGAGAAAUGUGAAAACAACUCGGUCGGGCCCGAGAAGGACAAGAAGGGGCUGCGGUACCGGAGCGGAUCCGGUGCAAAGGCAAGUAAGGGCUAGGAGCAGCCCCGGGACCCGCACCGCAAGGACCGUGCUGCCCAAUACACCGAGCAGCAUCCGCUGUCACUACAGUCUACUGCACCGGCUGACAAUCACAGGAAGAAAACAUGGCUCCUACAUUGGCUACAGCACAUCGGCGACGGUGGUGGAUGGCCUGUACUGCAGUAAUUGAAAACCUUUUCUUUUCUGCAGUACUUCUGGGCUGGGGAUCCUUGCUCAUCAUGCUGAAAUCCGAGGGGUUCUACUCUUACAUGUGCCACUAUCCAGAGAAUUUUACAUUGGACAACUCCACCAACAGCAGCACCCUUGAAAACAAUGCAGAAAAAGAACAAAUGAUUGAACUGAAUGGCUGGCUGGUGUGUAAAGACCAAGAUGAGAUGUUGAACUUGGCCUUCACGGUGGGGUCCUUUCUUCUCAGCGCCAUCUCACUGCCUUUGGGAAUCAUCAUGGACAAGUAUGGGCCACGUAAGCUGAGGCUAAGCGGAAGCGCCAGUUUUGGUGUUUCUUGCCUGUUAAUUGCCUAUGGAGCAAGUAAUCCUAACUCUCUGUCUGUGCUAAUUUUCGUAGCCUUAUGUCUGAAUGGUUUUGGAGGAAUGUGUAUGACCUUCACUUCUCUAACACUGCCUAAUAUGUUCGGUGACCUGCGCUCCACUUUUAUUGCACUGAUGAUUGGCUCUUACGCUUCCUCCGCAGUUACCUUUCCAUUCAUCAAGGUUAUUUAUGACCUUGGUGUGAGUUUUAUCACUAUCCUCAUUGUUUGGGCUGCUUGCGCUGGACUUGUCUUCUUCAACUGUUUCUUCAACUGGCCACUAGAGCCCUUCCCUGGACCCGAGGACAUGGACUACACUGUGAAGAUAAAGUUCAGCUGGUUGGGAUUUGACCACAAGAUCACAGGAAAGCAGUUCUACAAACAAGUGACUACUGUGGGCCGACGACUGAGUGUAGGAGGCUCCAUGAAAAAUCCCAAAGAGCUGUCAGCAUUACAGGAAGGGAAUAAACUGUGCCUGUCUACAGUAGACCUGGAGGUCAAAUGUCAAGCUGACAAUGCAGCGACUCCUUCUUUCAUGAAGAGCGUUUUCAGCCCCAUAUUACUGCUUAGCCUUAUUACAAUGUGUAUUACUCAGCUCCGUCUCAUCUUCUACAUGGGAGCCAUGAACAACAUCCUGGAAUUCUUGGUGGAUGGAAACUUAGAGACUGUGAGCCUGUAUACAUCCAUCUUUGGCGUGUUACAACUACUGUGCCUGAUGACAGCCCCGGUGAUUGGCUACAUUAUGGACUGGAGGCUCAAGGAUUGUGAUGAUGGCAAUGAUGAUGGGGAAGAGAAGGAUGCUCCUCAGGAUGGAAAGAAAAAGAGAAAACCAGAUCGACAAAUUCAGAAGAUCACAAAUGCCACAAGGGCCUUUGCUUUUACUAACGUAUUAUUGGUAGGAUUUGGAAUCACAUGUCUCAUCAAUAACCUGCCAUUACAGAUUCUGUCUUUUAUUUUGCACACAAUAGUGAGAGGAUUCAUCCAUUCUGCUGUGGGUGGGCUCUAUGCUGCUGUAUAUCCCUCAUCACAUUUUGGCAGUCUGACGGGACUUCAAUCUCUUAUUAGUGCUCUCUUUGCACUGCUCCAACAGCCCCUCUUCUUGGCUAUGAUGGGACCUUUAAAUGGGGAUCCACUUUGGGUCAAUGUUGGAAUGCUGGUAAUGAGCAUGCUUGGGUUCUGCCUCCCUCUCUACCUCGUCUUCUUCAGGCGGAGCCUGGAACGCCAGAGGAAACAGAAGAUUGAAGACUCUAAACUGUAUUUGAAGAUAAAUGGCACUCCUGAUCAUGAAGCCUUUGUCUAAAUGUCAGGCAGAUGCUAGUCUGAAUUCUCACAAUGUUCCUUUCCACACACUCCCUGGAAAGGUAUCGCUCCAGCUUAAAAAAAAAGUCACCAUCUUAGAACAUUUUUCAAAUUUCAGCAUCCCACCUGUGACCAACCUUCUUUUCAGAAUAGGAGGUUGAAUCUCUUUGUCAUAGAAAUCCAAUAAUUCUUACUUAGAAAACAAAGAAAAUGUGAACGAAUUUGUGAUGGAGACUUGAGAUUCUUCCUCCUUUAGGGAUGGAUGCAUACUUCUGCAGUAACUCUUGGUGACUUGAGAUGCACUGUACCAACUUGCCAUAAGGCUGGAGAUUAUCCCCUGCUCUCUGGAUUUAUAUCUUUGGGUGCUCAGCAGAGUGGUAGCAGGAUUUAUCAUUCUACACAAGAUUACUUCUACGAUGAUCCAGUUGGCAUGAUCACUGGCAUUGAUGAUGCCUAUUGUGCAAAUGGCAAUACCAGAUAAACUGCAUCCUUGGGGCAUUCUUAAAUGGGUAUUGUGAAAGAUACACCCUGUUAGCAGGAAACACAGAAGAGAAUUCCAACAUCAUUAAGGUGUUCUUCUCUAUCCUGCAGCAUGAUGCCUGUGUUUUUUGGGUGCAUUGCAAUGGAGAAUAUGCACCCGUUCAUUGAACUCUUUCUUUCUCUGCACUAAUGGAACUUGCUGCUUUUCACAAUAUAGUUAUAGUAGACAAAGGCAGGCAUAUCACUUUAAAAGGGAUUACCCAUCCAUCCUGUAUGUCAAUAUAGGUGAUGAGAAUAAACUCUGUUGUGAUCCAUAUAUAAUUGUUGUGCCAUAAUAUCCUUAAACCUGACAGAUGAUCACAAGCCAGGAAUUGGCGAUCUGUGGCGCCAUAGUGGUGGCUGCACACCUUCUUUCAUGACGCUGGCUAUGAAGUUGAGGUGCAGCCUCCAGGGUGGUGUCAUUGAUUUCUAGUCUUUGUUCUAAGCAAUACCUAUGUCUGUAUCUCCUUUUUUUUUGCUUUAUAAAUUCCUAAUAUGAAUAUGAUGUUUUAUGUUCCUUGCAUGAUAUACUCAAGUAUUUUUUGACAUAGAAUUGUUUGUGUGAAGUGCUUUCUGAUGAAUGGAGCUGGUCACGAAUCUUUUUCUUCACAACAUCUUGAUAACCAAAUGAGUGAGAUGAAGCAGAAAGCCAAUGUCUAUCUUCCCUACGUUGAUUUUUGUUCUUAUAAUCACUCCAGCCAAUCUCAUUGAGGUGUGCUACCUUUUUCUUUCUUUAUUCUUAAAGUAUUAGCAUUACGCCUUGAAAAUUCUGUUCCAUGUUUUUGUACGACUUCUUGUUCUCCAUAGUUUCCAAUUAUAUUUGUGCAAUUUCUUUUUUCGUAUUUCUGAUAUUUUGGAGGACCUUUAUGAGAAUUGCCAUACCAGAGCACCAGUAUACUUGCUGUUUUGUACACUUCAAGAAGGUAAUAAAAUCUGCUUGGUUACUCCUAUAUAAUGGGGGGGUACAAUUUCAUAGGUGUCCUCCAGUAUAUCUGGGGAUUUACCGUUACCUCACUCCAGUGCACCCCUCUGUGAAUCUUUAGCGUAACUCCUGGUCAUCCUGAUAAUCCAGUGGUUGUGCAGAACAGGGUGUAUAAGACAUUACUACUGUCAGGUCUAUCACUUGUUGCACUCAAAGUAUAUUGAUUAUGUUAGUAUUUCCUUUGUUCUUUAUGUUCAUGUUCGAGAUGAAUAAGAACCUUCAGACUCCAUACAUAUCUACAGACACUGUGUCGUAAUGGAGGAUCGCCUGAAAGUCCCAAUAGGCUUCUUCAUUACUAAUCAUGUUCUAGGCAUUUAACACAGUGAUGAGGUAAAAAUGAAAAUGCAAUGAAAAAAAUACUAAAUUCUAAGGUGGUUCCCUUGGAACCAGUAUUUUGACACUCCAUAAAGAGCAGGCCAAAUAAGAACAGCAUCAUGCACCUGUCAUCUAUAUAUGUCAAUAACAUUUGCAGAAUCAGAAGCCAUCAUGAGCCUCAUGAAUUAAGUCGAUUCAUAUAUGGAGUAUUAAUUCAACCAAAAAAUGUCAGGUGCAUUUUAGUAUCUUCUCCUGUUCCUUUGUUCUAGUGGAGUCAAAGACAGCGAAGCCUUUUACAAAAGACCACUGCUUAUCCAGAGCAGGUGUCAGUCCCACUAUAUUUUAUGCAUACCGGCUAUCUUCUUUGAGAAGACCACCCCUAGAAGACCACUUUUCAUUGCAAUUUUUGGGUGAUCUUCUCAAAGAGGCUUCACUGCACAAUUUAACAAGAGAACAUUUCUGGUAAACUUGAUUAGUGGUACCACAAGGAAGCACCAGUAUUUUUCCCAACCUCAAGCAGAGUGGUUAUGUGUCGGCAUGGGGACUAUAGAGCACAAAAGCAAUAUAUACCAUUUUUCCCCAUGUCUAGUACUGAGCUGGCCUUCAGAAGAAGACACCUUGAUAUUCCAUCUCUAUAUGGAAGCAGUAAGGCCGGCACUGUGCAACCUUGAGCAAAUCACUGUAUCUCUCAGUGCCUCAGGUGCAAAAAGAUUGUACGUUCUCAUGAGUGGGUAUUUAUUGUGCCUGUACAUUCUACAUAGAGUGCUUGUUGUUACUAUAAAAAAAAAUAUAAAGAAAACAAAUAAACCCUUUUUAUAACCAA